CAAAGAAAAGCCUAUAAAAAAUACUUUAAGCUGGAAAACUUAAUAAAAGCUUUGUACUUUGUGCAUCAAAAAUGUUUUAAACAACAAUGCCAACGCCCAGCUAUAAAUUUGUGAUUGUGCUGCAAUGUGUAUUGUGUAAAACCAAGAAACUUGUUUGAUGUACAUACAUACAACAUAUAAAUGUAUGUACAUGUCGCGAUGUGAGAAAAAUGGAUAGUUUUUGGUUCAAAAUAAUAUAAAUGUGGACAAGCCCAGAUUUCCCAAAUGAGAUGUUGCCAAAAUGAACUUGGAGCUAAAUAUGUUCACAAAGAUUAGUGAUCAUAACAUAUAAAAUAAAUAAAAACCAAACCAAAAACUGAUUCAACCUAUCAAGCCUUUAUUAGCGAUUGAAAUAUUUGGUUCCAUUUCGAUUCUAUAUUGCUUAUACAUAUAUGUAUGUAAGAACAUACACAUGUAAAAGUCAGGAGGCAUCAUCAUGUCCACAAUGAAUCAUGGCUACCGCAUUGAAUUACAACAUCGAGCAUCUGAAGCGGCAGCCAAAGAAAAAGAAAAUGGUUCAGAGUGUGAACGCACAAUUUUGGAACAUAAAUUUACUAAAGACUCCGAUGGGAGAGUAUUUACAGCAGCCUUUAAUUCGAAUACAACAAGCACCACUUCUACGACAGCACUCAAGAGGUGGUGUACACCAGUAUUAACUCAAUCUAAGGAUAAACAAAAGUCUGAGUUCAGAUAUAUACGUACAUCAAAAGAAGCAAUCCCGAACGCUUCAGUCAUUUGUGCCAAUAACUCAACUGGCAGGAAUUGCAGAUCCCCUUACCCUUGUGCGAAUCAGGCGUUGAGCUAUACGCACGCUUUAGUCGCCGCCCUGCAGUCUAUAAUUAUGCAUAGGAGCUUGCAACAACGGCUGGUCAUCGCCCUGCUUCUGGUUUCUCAACUUAUAACUCCACAUCAUGCGCUGCUCGUCGAGGAUUCGGAUGUGGCUAGCGUUGGUAGCGAAUUGCUCAAGAGCAAUACCAUGCAUAGUAGUUCCAGUAACGCCAAUAACACCACACGAAAUAGUCCGGCAUCACUGGCAAUCAAUAAUACGGCUAAUUCAGCUGGCUUGGGUAGUGUGUCCUCAUCAUCCGCAGUAGCGGCCAACGGGUAUUUCGAUAAACUAGACAAUUUGGAGCGAAGUGUGGCAGCUGUGUUGAUUAAAGUGGCCUAUGGAACGACCUCGACAACCAAACGUAGCAUUCCCGAUAAUAGCUAUGUCCUAGGUCUCACGACCGUGGCGACGCCCCUGUUGACUACCCUAAGGUAUCAAUCGCCGCAUCAGCAACAAAGCAGCAACAGUCGUCACAGAAACUAUGAAUUGGACCUGGAGCGAGAUCAUGCGUUGCCAACGUCAGCACCAAAUGCUGACAUAUUAAAGAGCAACAAUAAUCCCACAUAUCCAAAUCCAAAUCGUCAUCAUAGUCACGAUCGAGAUCGCCAUCGGCAUAUUUUCAAUUCGACGCCAAUGCCUGCAAUACCCAACUUACCUAAAAAGACAAGUGGCCAGCCACCGACGAUUCCUAUGUAUCCAGGCGACAUUCCUUUAUACUCACCGCCAUCACGUUCAUUUUUCACACCGCCAUUGCCACCGGAAUAUCAGAAUCCAUUUGCCGAUAAGCCCACACUGCGUGGCACGAACAGCGAAGGUUUGGGGACUAACAUUAAUAGACGCCCCAUUCCUCCACCCAGUUUGAUGCCCGGUCAUGAGCGAAUCCCAUUUCGACCACCUGAUUUGGGUGUCUCUGGUGGAAAUGGCGAUGUGAAUGUAAGUUUUGUGAGUGCUGUCGAGUCUAAAAAGCCAAUGUCAGCUACAACCCUUGGGGCCCUUGAUGCGGAUCGAAAGAAGGCUCUGAAUACUCCAUCGCGCGUCAAUGAGGGCGAACCGGAUCGAAAUUAUACACAUGAUCAGGUUGCAGGUGUUGGCACUUCGAAGCAACAAGAUACGACAGCAAAGGACGGUGAAUCUCCGAACAAGCAACAGGAAGUGCUGCCGAAUAUACGACGUAUUUUGAGCGGCUCCAAUGGAAAGAAGAGCGACAUACCCGAGGUGUUGCUAAAGCAUGUCACACAACGACCCCUGGCAAGCUAUCACCAUCCACCCUCCUCCCCCAUAGUUCUCAUUGAAAACGUAGCGAAGGAGAGCAAUGGCGACGAUGAGAACUUGGCAUCAAGUCCGAACAUAAAUCAGAGUAAGCAAACACCCGCACAGGUAUCCGACGAUCAGAAUAUUAAGGCCAAAUCAUCGACACAUUUGCACGAUGCAAUGGAUAACAUUGGUGGGGGCCAACAGAUGGCUACAACACCAUCGGCAGCAGCAGCCAUUGGUGAGGCAGCGGCCACAUCAUCAUCCUAUGCAACGACGAGUGCAGGGCACUCGAAACAUGCACCCUCAUCAUCAAGCAAUAUUCUCUCAUCAUCGUCCUCGACGGCAGCGGGAGGAUCGGCGGCCGCCGCUGCUGCAGCAUCAGCACACACCACGUGGACCUGGGCCUGGAAUAUACACAUCUAUCUGUCGGUGGUGCUUUUCACCAUAUUGGCCGUCUAUUCACUCUACAAAAUGCUCACCUACAAUAAGCUCACUCAUUUAUUCUCGCAAUCGUAUUUCGUUUGUAUUCAUCUCAUCUUGAUCAGCAUAUGCAUAACACGCAUAUUCUAUUUGUGCUUCGAUGCGUAUAAUAUUCAUGGAAGCUUUCACAUUUUUGCCGCCGAGCUGUUGCUGAACUUGCCAGCCACGUUCCUGACAGUAUCCUUCUCCGUAUUGAUAUUGUUUUUGUUUUUAAAAUCGUUGAACCACAAGAACAAUCGUUACUCAGCCUUGAUACGACCCCUAACGGUGGUUGUGGGCUGUGGUGUCCAUGUGGUGCUCUGCAUUACACUGCAUUAUGUCGAAUCGUAUACGUUGCAGAAUCAUCAUAUAUACUUUCAACAGCAGCAACAACAACAAUUCUAUAGACGUCAGCAACAACAACAGCAGCAACAACAUCAGAUGCUGCAGCUACAACAGCAACAAUUUAGCUAUUUGCAGGCCACAAUGUCGCCAGCCGCCAGUUUGGCGAAUCCUGCUCCCCCGCCUCGCGUACUUACACUGAUAUGCCAGAUAAUCUAUAUAUUUAUAUGCCUAAGCUUGGGCUUACUAUAUCUCUAUCUUUACCGCAUAUUGAAGCGCAUAUUACGCAGCAAAUCUCAAAACUAUAUACACGGCUAUCAGAAUCUCUCCUAUGCCAUACAUAUAACAAUUGCCACAGCCCUACUCUUUGUAUUACUGGCUGCUCUCCAGAUCUUUGGAGCCAUAUGCAUCUCCACGGUGCGUCCAUUAAUGACUCAGGCCAAUAUUGAGGUGGAUUGGCUGCAGUGGGGUUAUCAAUUCUCGUUACGAUUGAUUGAGAUUGCCAUAAUUACACUAAUAUCUUGGGUCACCGGAUUAAAGACAAGUGUGGGCAAUAACUCGGGUGCCCCGGUGAAUGGAGAUGCACGCCUAGGACUGGGUGCAACCAAUGGUGGUGUCUAUAGCUCCGGUACGGGACCACCGAAUGCCGAUCGCGAGAAACACCAUGGAGCACAUCAUCAUUCAAACGCGGCCAAAUUCUUUUUGAAUUGCACCUCCAGUUCAAGUCAAGAGCAAUUUGAAACCGACUAUCCAGCCAUCUGCAAUGCCAACACGAAUCUCCACACAUACACAAUGCGAACCGGAAAAUUGAUAUACGACGAUAGCUAUGCUCUGAACUCGUUGGGCCCCAGUGCCUCACCAGGUGCGCAUCAGAGUGGGCGUGGCGGUGCCUGCACAGAAUAUCAGCUGCAAGAACCCAUGUACCAGAGACCAUAUGAUACGGGCUCUAUUCGCAGUGCUGUCAACCAUAAUAUUGCCGAAUACAACACCCAACCAGGCCAACGAUAUCACAUGCGUCCGCACGAUCAGACCCCAUAUACCGAUUAUAUGACCGAUGGCACAACUGAUCACUACGAGAAUCCAAAUUUUGAUUUGCGAGGCGGCAGCUCCUCGGGCGCCGGAUCUGCUGGUCACAGUGGAACCAUACAAAAGCUGAGUAAGAACACGGCUAGUUCCACAACAGCAUUAAGUAGUGGUGGGUCCGGCUCCUCGGGCACCUCACAACAACAAAUGUUGCUGCUGCAAAGCGAUAGUUGUUACUCCGAACCUCUACAGGAGAACUCCAGCUAUGAGUUCAACAACUUCGAGCGACCUGUAUUCAAAGAGAAAACGUUGAAUAGCGUCCCACCCAAUGAUGAAUGCUGGCCAGAGCGUCAUAAGCCACCAAAAAGUCGAGAUCGUAAGCAGAAUAAUACUCUCGAACGUGGUGGCUAUGAGAAUCCGGAGAGACGCAGCUCAAACUCCACAAAUUCCUACUCCUCGUCGAAUGGUGGUGGACGCUAUGCUGGCUAUAAUUCCUAUGAUCGUGGCUAUUAUAAUGGCGUGCGCAAAAGCGGCACCCUUAAUAAUAUUGUCAAUAAUAAUGCGGGUCCAGGACGCGCAAUGGCAGCCGCGACUAAUGCCGGUGGUGGCCAGCGCGUUUCGGGUGCCCAGACAUUGUCCGAACGUCAACAUUAUUAUCAGCGCAGUGGGCGUGGUAAUGGGCGCGGAGGAAUGACAGUCCCUAAUGAUUUGAUAUUCAAUCAACAGCAACAACAACAGCAGCAGCAACAACACUUGCAACAGCAACAUCUGCAACAGCAACAACACUAUCAGCAUAACUCUGAGGAGGAUGAGGAAGACGACAUGAUAUCAGGCAGUAAUGUAGAGUGCACCAAUUUAAUUAACAAUGAGCACGGUUCUUGUCUAACCGACGAUGGCUUCACAACAGCAGCAACCACUUCAGCAACAGCUAAUGGAGGCAACAUCGGCAUGCAAAUGAAUGCCAAGGGCGCAUUGAUGCAUAAUAAAGGCAACGACGCGCACCUACAACAUGUACAAAAUAAUCCAAAAUUAGUCCAUCUGCAAUUUAAUCAACAACAGCAGCAGCCGUCACAAAAUACGGAGCUGAGCGCUGGCUCCUCGUCAGCGAACUCCUCCAAUUCGUGCACAGCAUCAAGUGCCUCGGACAGCAUGCUGGUCGCUGAGCAGGGUUUCUUGCGCUUUCGCGCUUUAGAGGAUAUGAAUAAUUCAGCAGCUACUGCUGCUGUCGCUGCCACUGGGGCUCCACCACCUGUGGGCAUCCAUGCCAACCCUGCCUCCGUUUUGGUAUCUGCUUCUGCUUCAGCGUUGCGUUUACAAAGUCGCAGCGCGACUGCGGCGCCGGCGCCAGUUGCAGGAGCAGCAGCAGCCCCAAAUUGCAGUAGCAUGAAUGGCAUCGAUUGCUAAGACACAUCCUUUUUUGUGUUGCAAGCAUCAUCGGUCCGUAAUUUGCCUGUCGAUUGCCAAUUGUAGCUAAUUCGCCACUUUCUACUCUCUUCAAACUUGUGAUAUACAUAUAACAAAACAUUAAAAAAAACAAAUGAAAUUGAAAUUAAUCAAUUAAUGGCAAAA
This is a messenger RNA of Scaptodrosophila lebanonensis, 5515 nucleotides long. RefSeq lists its product as uncharacterized. Lineage: Eukaryota; Metazoa; Arthropoda; Insecta; Diptera; Drosophilidae. The transcript has 5 exons. The record is from RefSeq and is a predicted model, not a curated record. The coding region runs from base 476 to 5350 and encodes 1624 amino acids.